AACGCCAAAAGAGGUAGGAAGGUACGAAACAAAAACAAAAACUGCAUCAGAUUUAGACGGGUGGUAUAUAAAGACCCAUCAAUGGGGAUCUCCGACCGCAGUCUAGAUCUUACUUUCUUCCCUGAAGCACAAUUCGGUUCUGAAACCCUGCCCGUGUCAACUGGAGUGGGCGGUGACAUUUCGUGUGGAAAGUGCAAAGUGCGUGAUCUCUAUAACAAGAAAAUGAAGUUACUGAUUUUAUCAGCCCUUCUGGCAUCGGCUUGCGCGUUCCCGCAGCGCAAUAACGACUACGACCAUCAUCAACAACAGCAACAACAUCAGCAACAACAUCAACCACAGCACCAGCCACAGCACCAGCAGAACUUCGAAAAGCGAAAUCAAGAAACGACCACAUGGAUUCCGAUUCUGAAAUACAACAAAGAACAAGGCGAAGAUGGCAGCUACAAAACCGAAUAUCAAACCGGUAACAACAUCGUCCACGAGGAGUCCGGCUACCUGAAGGACUUCUCCGACGCCCACCCGAACGGAGUGCUUGUCCAGCAGGGUGCCUACUCGUAUGAAGCUCCCGACGGCCAGAUCAUCCACGUGCAGUACACCGCCGACGAGAAGGGAUUCCGCGUGACCGGAGACCAUCUGCCCACUGAACCACCAAUCCCGGAGGGAAUCCGCAAGGGUCUGGAGGAAAUCUACGCCGGUAUCAAGCGUCGCGAGCAGGAAGCCAAGUCCAACCCGAAGUACGCGGAAACGGCUGCCCAGCGAGCGGAACUGGACUACAACGGACAGUACUACCAUCAGUGAGCGGGACGGAACGAUGCUUUAGCGGAAUUUGAGUGUGUAUUUAUACUAGUUUUAAGUGAAGCCUGGCAUGCUUCCUAGCUUAAUGACAUUUUUGUUGAAUCUGUACUUCUUGCUUUGGCUCGCGUACCAAACGACGACCGCGAGAAUGACUUAUGUAAAAAGAAGACUGUGAUUUCCUUUCUCUAGCGUUUCAGCGCAAACGCCGAGAAUGGCUUAUCCACAAGCGAUGGAAUAAAUUUUAAUUCAUUACUGAA
This is a messenger RNA of Aedes albopictus (Asian tiger mosquito), 1052 nucleotides long. It is a transcript of the gene Cpr49Ah, whose product is annotated as endocuticle structural glycoprotein SgAbd-2. The record is from RefSeq and is a predicted model, not a curated record. Gene Ontology annotation, cellular component: chitin-based extracellular matrix. The coding region runs from base 82 to 798 and encodes 238 amino acids. Gene Ontology annotation, molecular function: structural constituent of chitin-based larval cuticle. The transcript is spliced from 3 exons. NCBI's taxonomy places the organism in Eukaryota, Metazoa, Arthropoda, Insecta, Diptera, Culicidae.